AUGGCUGAGGGCGCUGGAGGCAUUGACCGCAAGGCGGAUGAGAGGAUGGAGUUUUCCACCUCCAAAGAGGUGACGGUGCACCCGACUUUCGAGGCCAUGUCGCUGAAAGAGAACCUCCUCCGCGGCAUCUACGCUUACGGCUAUGAAUCCCCCUCCGCCGUCCAGUCGCGAGCCAUUGUCCAGAUCUGCAAGGGACGCGACACCAUCGCGCAAGCCCAGUCCGGCACGGGAAAGACAGCCACCUUCUCGAUCAGCAUGCUGCAAGUUAUUGACACGGCCGUGCGCGAGACCCAAGCUCUUGUCCUGUCCCCCACACGAGAACUGGCUACUCAGAUCCAAUCGGUUGUCAUGGCAUUGGGCGACUAUAUGAACGUGCAGUGCCACGCCUGCAUCGGUGGCACCAACGUUGGGGAGGAUAUUCGCAAGCUCGACUACGGCCAGCACAUUGUUUCGGGCACACCAGGACGGGUAGCUGAUAUGAUUCGACGACGCCAUCUUAGGACGAGGCACAUCAAGAUGCUCAUCUUGGACGAAGCAGAUGAGCUCCUUAACAAGGGGUUCCGAGAGCAAAUCUACGACGUCUACCGCUACUUGCCACCGGCGACGCAGGUCGUGGUCGUCAGUGCCACCCUUCCCUACGAUGUUCUUGACAUGACUACCAAGUUCAUGACCGACCCUGUCCGAAUCUUGGUCAAGCGAGACGAACUCACGUUGGAAGGACUGAAGCAAUACUUUAUCGCCGUGGAGAAGGAGGACUGGAAAUUCGACACUCUGUGCGACCUUUACGACACUCUCACCAUUACCCAAGCCGUCAUCUUCUGCAACACACGCCGCAAAGUUGACUGGCUUACGGACAAGAUGCGCGAGGCCAACUUUACCGUCAGCUCCAUGCAUGGUGAUAUGCCUCAGAAGGAGCGUGACAGCAUUAUGCAAGACUUUCGACAGGGAAACAGCCGAGUUCUCAUCUCGACAGAUGUGUGGGCACGUGGUAUCGAUGUGCAGCAGGUCAGUCUAGUUAUCAACUACGACUUGCCAAGCAACCGAGAAAACUACAUUCACCGAAUUGGUCGUAGUGGACGAUUCGGCCGCAAGGGCGUGGCCAUCAACUUUGUGACCACGGAAGAUGUGCGCAUCCUCCGAGACAUUGAGUUGUAUUACUCAACUCAAAUCGAUGAGAUGCCGAUGAAUGUCGCCGAUCUCAUCUCAUAA
Messenger RNA from Trichoderma harzianum CBS 226.95, 1209 nucleotides. RefSeq lists its product as hypothetical. Gene Ontology annotation, cellular component: nucleolus; catalytic step 2 spliceosome. The transcript is spliced from 3 exons. Lineage: Eukaryota; Fungi; Ascomycota; Sordariomycetes; Hypocreales; Hypocreaceae. The coding region runs from base 1 to 1209 and encodes 402 amino acids. The record is from RefSeq and is a predicted model, not a curated record. Gene Ontology annotation, molecular function: mRNA binding; ATP binding; RNA helicase activity.